GGCAAUUUGACAAUGUCUGGGGUGCGUUUCUCAUCAUUCAAACGCAUAUUAUUGUUCCAUGACUGCAGUGUGUUGGCACCUUGUCUGACAAUAGGGAGUUAAAUUCUUGAGUGAGUUGACUACCUCCACUUACCUGGGAAGUCGGGCCAGCCCUAGUGGAACAAUGAUGGAUAAAUUCCCUGCACAGAUACAAAAAGGUCGAUUGGCUUUUACUCACGUAUGCCAUCAAUGGCCCCGCUAUGAUACACGAUUGGGUUUUAACGGUCAAGUGUACUAUAUUGCGGUUCGUUUGGUCCUAUUAUAUGGCAGUGAAAAACGACCAUUAAAGGUAGGAGAUACGAAAAAGUUUCAUUCAGGUGUUCGACCAUGGUUGCUUUCACAGCAUGAGCCGUGUGAUAUGAUGUCGCCACAGCAGAGUGAAACAGUUGUCCAAUGCUCCCAGUUUUUCAAUGUUUCUCAGACUGAUAUCAGCCUGUGAUGAAUACCGAUAUGAAAUCAAUAAGGAUUAUAGUCUUGAGAAUAAUUAAAUGCAAUAACGUGUCACUGCCUAAGAAAAUGAAUCUUAAAAAUUAUGUAAACAGUUUCAAAUGACCAAAUUUUAAAGUCAAAAUCAUGUAGAAAUA
This is a messenger RNA of Heterobilharzia americana, 623 nucleotides long. NCBI's taxonomy places the organism in Eukaryota, Metazoa, Platyhelminthes, Trematoda, Strigeidida, Schistosomatidae. The record is from the annotation of a GenBank genome assembly.